CGCCCUGCAACAGAAGUCUGCAACGUUAUUAAAAUGAUAAUUAGCAUUAAUUACGUAUUGAUUUCCAUUACUGUAAGUAACCCAACUCACAGAGGCGGGAAUUAUUGCAACCCAUUUUCAAAAUACGUAGAAAAGUGAUAAUAAUGAUAAUAAAGAGUGGGAAAGGAAUUUGAAUUUUUAAAGAGAGAAAAAUGAAAAAGCUGAAAAGUUGAUUUUGAGGUCACACAUUGUCCUUCAGCUCAUUCACCAGCACAUGCUCUCUCUCUCUCUCUCUCUCUCACUGUUUUAUUUUAUUUGAAAAGAGAAAAGGUAAAGCUACAGAACAGCAGAACAAGAAAUAGAACCCACAUUAUCAGCUCCCUUAUGUUACUUGUAAUAUCAGCUGACAUUCCACAGAAUUUUUGCAGACUUGAUAUUUUAUUUAUUUCUUUUUUGAAAACUUGAAUCUGAAAUCAAUCUUUUGUUUUUCAUUUAUUUCUGGUUCCUCAUCUGUUGUCUGCACUGUUCUUGGUUUCCGGUCAAAGAUUUGAGUUCUCUUCCUCUGAUGGGUAGUUCGUAUUUUGGGAUUCGAGUUAUGGGUUUCCAGGUAAGUAGUGUGUGAUGCAGUAGCUGGUGUUAUUGUACGAUUGGAACUCAACAUGGAGAAAAGGAAAUGGUUGUGGAAGAGAAAAUCUUCUGAGAGGAUCCCAGGAGAAACCGAGAGUUCUGGAUCAAUAUCUUCUCUUUCCGAGAGAUAUUCUGAUGAUCAGAUGGAGGGUUUUAAGGGAUCUCCUAAUAGUAACAAUCAAUCACCUGAGGUGACAUCAAAAACUAUGUCGAAUGGUGAAGAUGUUGAUGAUAGCAUAAGAAGACUGACAGAGAAGUUAUCAGCUGCUCUGGUAAAUGUUAGUGCCAAAGAUGACCUAGUUAAGCAACAUGCCAAAGUUGCAGAAGAAGCUGUUGCUGGCUGGGAGAAUGCUGAAAAUGAAGUUGCUGUACUAAAGCAAAAACUUGAGGCUGCAGUUCAGCAGAAUUCAACACUUGACGACCGGGUUACCCAUCUUGACGGGGCUGUCAAAGAAUGUGUUAGGCAGCUAAGACAAGCAAGAGAGGAGCAGGAGCAGAAAAUCCAUGAAGCUGUUAUGAAAAAGACUCGUGAGUGGGAGUCUACCAAAUUUGAACUUGAGAGCCAGCUUCUUGAGCUCCAGAACAAAGCAGAUGCUGUUUUAUCUGAAUCUCCAGCUCAUAGUGAUCCUGACCUUCGCCAGAGACUUGAAUCUUUGGAGAAAGAAAAUUCAGUCCUCAAGCUUGAGCUCCUAUCACAGUCUGAGGAAUUAGAAAUCAGGACAAUUGAGAGGGAUUUAAGCGCCCAAGCAGCUGAAACAGCCAGCAAGCAACAUUUAGAGAGCAUAAAGAAGGUGGCCAAGCUUGAAGCUGAAUGCCGGAGACUUAAAGCCAUGGCCAGUAAAUCAGCCUCAAUUAAUGAUCAUAGAUCUACUGGUGCAUCCUCAAUUUAUGUUGAAUCUCUCACAGAUAGUCAAUCAGACAGCGGAGAACGGCUUGAUGCAUUGGAUAUUGAUAGCCGAAAGAUGAGUGGCAUUGACCAAAACAAGUGUGAGCCUGGUUGUUCUGAUUCAUGGGCAUCAGCCCUGAUUGCUGAGCUCGAUCAAUUCAGAAAUGAAAAGGCUGGAUGUAAAAAUAUCCCAACCUCUUCCAUUGAAAUUGGUCUCAUGGAUGAUUUUCUUGAGAUGGAGCGACUUGCUGCAUUGCCUGAGACACAGCAUAAGAACCAACAGCAAGAAUCAGAAUCUGCUGCCAAGAAUUCAAGUUGCACAGAAAGCUCAUUGAGAGCAGAGCUGGACAGCAUGAUUCGUCGAACAGCAGAGUUGGAAGAGAAGUUGGAGACAAUGGAAAGAGAGAAAGCUGAAAUUGAAUUGGAAUUUUCUGCUAAAGCCAACGAGACAAUAACCUUGUUGAGGUUUGAGCUUGAACACAUGAUUCAUCGGGCAACAGAUCUAGAAGAGAAGUUGGAGAAGGUGGAAGCAGAGAAAGCCGAACUCAGGAAAGCUAAUGAGACAAUAACUUUGUUGAGGUUUGAGCUCGAAACUAUGAUUCAUGGGGCAACAGAUCUAGAAGAGAAGUUGGAGAAGGUGGAAGCAGAGAAAGCUGAACUCAGGAAUGCUCUAAAUGAAAGUCAGAACAGUCUUGAGGCAUCACAAGCACGAUUAAGUGAUGUUGAAUCAGAGUUGGAGGAGCUUCAAAAAGGGUUCUUGGUGGCAAAUGAAGCAAAGCAUUCUGUUGAAUCCAGACUCAUUACCUUGAGCGGAGCUCAGUCCAUGUCCAUGAGAAGUAAUUCACUGGAAGCUGAUUUGACAAGAGAGGUCUCUUCAGCACAA
Carica papaya (papaya) is the source of this 2375-nucleotide messenger RNA. NCBI's taxonomy places the organism in Eukaryota, Viridiplantae, Streptophyta, Magnoliopsida, Brassicales, Caricaceae. The record is from RefSeq and is a predicted model, not a curated record.